Messenger RNA from Athalia rosae (coleseed sawfly), 2028 nucleotides. RefSeq names its product chitooligosaccharidolytic beta-N-acetylglucosaminidase (gene Hexo1). Gene Ontology annotation, biological process: ganglioside catabolic process; glycosaminoglycan metabolic process; carbohydrate metabolic process. Bases 24 to 1862 code for a protein of 612 amino acids. Gene Ontology annotation, cellular component: membrane. NCBI's taxonomy places the organism in Eukaryota, Metazoa, Arthropoda, Insecta, Hymenoptera, Athaliidae. Gene Ontology annotation, molecular function: beta-N-acetylhexosaminidase activity. The record is from RefSeq and is a predicted model, not a curated record. The transcript has 7 exons.
AGUUGUUUGAUUACCGUAGAAGCAUGGCAAGCGGUUUUAUUGAACGUUUUUCCGUCAGUGUAUUUGUUGUGGCAGUUUUGUUAAUUUGUAACAACGCUGUUAACGCAGAUGUAAAUGAUGACAAUCAGUUCAGUUCCCCGUGGUGCUACAAAUGCGAUGGUGGUAGAUGUAAAAAAACUGAGAUAAGCCCGCAAAAUUCGGCACCUUUAUCGCUCGAAGUUUGUCAAUUAUUUUGCGGAGAAGUCGGAGCUCUUUGGCCCCGACCGACCGGGCACUUAUCUCUUGGAAAUUUUGUCGUCCAAUUGAAUCCCGACGAUAUUGAAUUUCACGCAGCAAUCUCAACACCAAGUUCCGUACUCCUUGAAAAAAACAUCGAGAUACUUAAAAAAAAUAUCAAGAAUCUUGUUUCAACCGGGACGAAAACCGGAGGAAGUGGAGUUUUGAUACACCUGGGGCCAAGGAUAUCUUCAGAUAAUGUUAAACUCACCCUACAAACGAACGAAAGCUACGUGCUCCAAAUAUCCGAGAUUGCAGAUGGCAGGUUGAACGCAUCGAUAGAUGCGGAGACAUUUUUUGGUGCCCGACACGCUCUCGAAACUUUGUCACAGUUGAUAAUUUAUAAUGACUUGAGGUCUGAAAUCCAGAUCAUGAGAGACGCGUACAUAGCUGAUGGCCCUGUUUAUCCUUACCGCGGAAUACUCCUCGACACAUCCCGUAACUUUGUAGACAAGGAAACUAUCCUUAGGACUAUACGAGGCAUGGCUAUGAACAAGCUUAAUACCUUCCACUGGCACAUAACGGAUUCCCACAGUUUUCCCUACAAAAGUCGCACCUUCCCACAAUUGACUAAGUACGGUGCUUACACAUCGAAACAAGUUUACUCACAUGAUGAUGUAAAAGAAAUUGUAGAAUAUGGUCUGCUGAACGGAGUCAGAGUUCUACCAGAGUUUGAUGCCCCGGCACAUGUCGGUGAAGGAUGGCAAUGGGUCGGAGACAAUGCCUUGAUUUGUUUCAAUGCCCAGCCCUGGGAAAAUUACUGCGUUGAACCACCUUGCGGUCAAUUGAAUCCAGCGAGCGAGCGAGUUUACAAAAUCCUGAAGGGUAUAUACGAUGACAUGGUGGCUGAUUUCCAUCCUGAUAUUUUCCAUAUGGGAGGUGAUGAGGUCAAUAUCAAAUGUUGGAACACAUCUGAUCAUCUUAAGGACUGGAUGAAAUCGAAAGGAUGGGGACUCAGCGAAGCAGACUACUUCAAGGCAUGGGAAUAUUUCCAAUCUAAAGCAGAGGAGGAAUUCACAUCAGCAAAUGGAGGAGAUCAGGUUCCAGUAAUACUCUGGACCAGUGGAUUGACUACAGAGGCAAAUAUUGGAUUACUGAAACCUGAAAAACAUAUUAUACAAAUAUGGACUACCAAAGAUGAUCCCACAAUUGCUAGGCUCAUUAAAAACAACUUCAAAGUCAUUUUCUCAAAUUUUGACGCACUAUAUUUGGACUGCGGUUUUAGUGCAUGGGUAGGCAAAGGAAAUAACUGGUGUUCCCCUUACAAAGGAUGGCAAGAUGUGUACGACAACUCACCAAUUGCUAUUCUGCAGUCGCAAGGAUUUGGCAGAGAAAAGAAGGACCUCAUACUUGGUGGCGAAGCUACCCUAUGGUCUGAACAGGCAGACACUUCUGUCAUCGACAGUAGACUUUGGCCACGUGCUGCUGCCUUAGGUGAACGACUUUGGGCAGAGCCAGAAUCUUCAUGGAUCCAUGCCGAACACAGGAUACUUAGGCAUCGCGAGAGGAUGGUAAAUAAUGGAAUCCAUGCAGACAGUCUGCAGCCACAAUGGUGCAUGCAAAAUCAGGGAUACUGUAACUUCUGAGAGACAAAGCGUGAUGUUCAUUAGUUACGAAAAAAGAUUUGGGGGACUCCAUAGUCCAUAAUUAUAAGAUGACUGACCUUUAAGAUGAAUUUCCUGAACACAUACAUAUACUAAGUACUUGUAGAAUUUCGUCUGUGAAUUACAAUAAUAAAACUAUUUGCAUGUA